Linum tenue is the source of this 2436-nucleotide messenger RNA. The record is from the annotation of a GenBank genome assembly. Lineage: Eukaryota; Viridiplantae; Streptophyta; Magnoliopsida; Malpighiales; Linaceae.
CACCCUAAUUGCUUAUUAUAUAACUGCCUCCACUCAUGAUCCACGACUCGAUCCAGAAAAAAGCCCGCCAUUGACUUCCAAACCUCACCGGCCACCGCUUCCAACCACCACGUGGCGGCACCCGAUUGGACGCUGCCCAGCAGUUGUUCCCCGUCUCGUCAAGCAAGCUUAGGUUUGUUUAAAUAGCUCUCCCCGAGAAAAUCUGUUAUGCCGGCCGGCGACAACAACUCUUUUCCGGGAUCAGUAGCCAUCGCUCUCGCAGCCAUUAUAAUUCCGAUCCUCCUCAGCAUUUUCGCCCGGAAUCCCCCAAUUUCUCGGCGACCAAGCAAUCCCAAUCUCACAGUGAAAGACCCUAAUUUCUCCGCCGACAUGGACGGGAUUCGGCACAGCAAUCUGACCCUCAACGGGAUAAACGUCCACGUGGCGGAGUCGGGCCCGGCCGACGGCCCCGUGGUCCUCUUCGUCCACGGAUUCCCGGAGCUCUGGUACUGCUGGCGCCACCAGAUGGCCGCCGUGGCCUCCAACGGCUACCGCGCGGUGGCGCCGGAUCUGCGAGGGUUCGGCGAUACCGACGCGCCGGCCGAUCCGGCGAGCUACACGGCGCUCCACGUCGUCGGCGACCUCGUGGCGCUGAUCGACGCGGUGGCACCGGAGGGGCAGAAGGUUUUCGUCGUCGCCCACGAUUGGGGAGCUUACAUGGCUUGGUAUCUGUGCCUUUUCAGGCCCGAUAAGGUCAAGGCGCUGGUCAACAUGAGUGUUCUAUUCAAUCCCCGGAGCCCUAAUCGGAAACCUCUUCCGACCUUGAAGGCUUUCUUGGGCGAUGAUUACUACGUUUGCAGGUUUCAGGAGCCGGGAGUUAUAGAAGCAGAAUUUGCAGAGCUAGGUACAGAGAGGGUUCUGAAGGAGUUCUUUGCUUACCACACACCAGCUCCCCUCUACAUGCCUAAGGGCAAGCCAUUCGGCCACUCGCAGGACGCGCAAAUCGCACUGCCACCUUGGCUGUCGGAGGAAGAUCUCAAGCACUACACCGACAAGUUCGAGAAGACGGGCUUCACCGGAGGAUUGAACUAUUACCGGAACAUCGACCGGGAACUGGGAACUGACUGCGCCGUGGCAAAGGGACCAAGUGAAAGUGCCGGUGAAGUUCAUCGUCGGAGAUCAGGACCUUACCUAUAACACUGGGAACGCCAGAGACUACAUUGGCAAAGGGGGGUUCAAGAGGGACGUUCCGUUUCUGCAGGAAGUGGUGGUGAUGCCUGGCGUCGGCCAUUUUCUCAACGAAGAGAGGGCCGACGAGAUCAACAGCCACAUCGUCGAAUUCAUCCGCAAGUUCUGAUCUGAUUCUUCCGUCGGUGAUCUGAAUCGUGUUCUUGUUGUGUAUACUACCUGAAACUUGUUCAGUGUGGUUGAAACGAAAGCUUGUUGGCAAUUCAACGCCUCGGUUGUGAAAAAAAAAACAUCUGUAACUUGCGGGUACAGAAUGUGAUAUGUCUUUACUUGCAAGCAAAGUAUGCAUAUAAAUAAAGGAAUCUACAUGUGUUCACAGAAAUCUCUUCUUCUAAUCCCUUUUGUAGGGAAACAUUGAUCAAUUGCUUUCGUGAACCACGUUCUGAUUCCGCCUAAUAAUCGCAAACUUUGCCACAGAGAACCGAGUUAGCAGGUCCUUAUCAAUUGUACCUGAAAAAAUUGGAGAUGCCGUCCGGCAUCGAGUUUCUUCAUCGGAAAGUAGUGAUACUAGCUGUUGACGGCAAAUAUAAUGCCCAAUCUUGCUCGUGAUCACCAGCAUUUUCUCAGCGUCCAAACAUUCUUCCUGCUACACAGACCCAGCCAGCGGGCCCAGGAUCCUCUUCCUCCAAGGAACGGGUUGUGAUGGGAGGCGUCGGCCAUUUCUUCGCAGCAACCACAUCGUCGACUUCAUUCGCAAGUUCUGGUUUUAUCCUCCCAAAAUGGUAGGCGAAUAAGGUUAUUACACAAAGCAAACGAUUCAUUGACAGACAAUACAAUGCGUUCGUUUUUCUUGUUAUACAGACUUUGCAAAUGUAGCUAAUUUGACAGCCAUAGUUUAGCCAUCGUCUGCAAUCGUAUCCGAUGUGAACUAAAUUAGGAAGAUAUUUGCUUCAUGAUCAAGGCUUUCACCAUGGUUCUUUCCCUGUUUAUUGUGUGGAUGUUCUAUGAUUCAAACAUCUUCUCAGGUUGGAAAUUCACCCACACUGUUCUUCUCUAGAGAUUCAAGAUGCUGCAGAAGAGACAUACUUGACAGAGCAGGCAGCAAUUUGGCUGCCAGACAGACACUAUGGAGGAGAGGUGAUGGUGAUCAAUUUCCGGGCCUCUUGCGUUUCUCGCAGUUGAACUGGACAUCAACUAGACCCGUUAUUCCAGCAGUUACCUUCUGACCUGCUUUCACUGGGCUAACACCUGGAGGAGUGCCUGCCACAA